AUGGAUGAGACUGGAUUUCAGAUGGGAGUUGCUUCAACCGCUCGUGUAAUCUGUGGCUCGGAAAUACGAGAAUCGCGUGCGAAGUGUAUACAGCCAGGAAACCGCGAAUGGGUGACUUUAAUUGUUGCAAUAUCAGCCUCAGGAACAGUCCUGCCACCGCAGAUUAUCUUUGCAGCGCAGAAUCAUCAAUCGAUAUGGUACGAAGUCUGCCCAAGAUCGUAUCAUCUGAGUGUCAGCGAGAAUGGCUGGACUACCAAUGAGCUUGGUUUUGACUGGCUUCAGAACGUGUUUGACCGGUAUACGGCUUUAAAAACUGUUGGCGAGUAUUGUAUGUUGAUUCUUGACGGUCAUGGCAGUCAUGCAACUCAGCAGUUUGAUCAGUUCUGUACAGCGCGAAAAAUUAUUCCUUUAUACAUGCCUGCCCACUCGUCCCAUAAACUGCAGCCACUUGACGUCGCUUGCUUUGGGCCAUUGAAAAAGUUAUAUGGCCAGCGUGUAUCUGAGGCUAUUUGUUAUGGCGAGGAAUCAAUUACCAAGCUUGAUUUCUUACAGUUAUAUCACAGCGUCCACGCCAAGGCCUUCUUUAAUAUUAAUAUACUCAGUGGAUUCCGUGCUACCGGUCUCGUUCCUUUAAAUUCUCAAAAGGUGCUUUCAACGCUACGGAUUCAAUUAAAAACACCAACUCCACCAACAUCCUCGCAUUCUAAUCAGUCUUUCUAUCUUGGAAAAACGCCUGCAAAUUUAUAUGAACUUGGAAGGCAGAGACAAGAAAUACAAGAACUUGCAGAUCAAGGCCUGGCGUCAAUGGUUUCACACAAAGUUAUUGAAAAGGUGAUUAAGGCUGCGGAACAGUCUAUGCAGAACGCAGUCCUGCUUCAACAAUAA
Messenger RNA from Aspergillus aculeatus ATCC 16872, 885 nucleotides. RefSeq lists its product as uncharacterized. Gene Ontology annotation, molecular function: DNA binding. The record is from RefSeq and is a predicted model, not a curated record. Lineage: Eukaryota; Fungi; Ascomycota; Eurotiomycetes; Eurotiales; Aspergillaceae. The transcript has a single exon. Bases 1 to 885 code for a protein of 294 amino acids. Gene Ontology annotation, cellular component: nucleus.